Chara braunii is the source of this 8998-nucleotide messenger RNA. The record is from the annotation of a GenBank genome assembly. NCBI's taxonomy places the organism in Eukaryota, Viridiplantae, Streptophyta, Charophyceae, Charales, Characeae.
GAGGGGAAAAAAAGAGAGAAUUGGGAUUCCCUCUGCUGUUUUGGUUUCCAUACUGUCCUCGUCUCUCACCCUCUUUUUUUUUUUUUCGUUCCUCUUUUUGUUGCUGCAGACCUGGCAUCGGUUGCUUCGUUCUUUAUGUCCCCAGCGAGUGCCGCCAGCUGUGACGUGUCCGUGUCUGUACAGGCUUUUGCAGGUGCCUUUGCAGCAGUAGCAGCAGCGGCAGCGGAAGUCAGCGAGGAUGCCGACGCUGGCAAGGGAAACGUGCGUUUGAAGCCGACUCCGCUAUGUGGCCUGCCUCCUUGCUGGUUGCCCGCGGAGGGCCAUGGAAUUGUUGUUGAUGUCACCGGGAAUGCACGGUGGGUUCUGCUCGCCACGUGGCUGAUCAAACUUGUUGGCCGUCUGCUGAUGGAAACCCCGCUUCUUGUCAGCGGCUUGGUGACACGGGACACACUUUUGGCCAUCAGCUCCUUUUUGUGUUACAGCGAUGUCAUGCUGCAGAAGGCAGUCCUGGACACUAUACGGGCAGUGACUGCCACAAUUGAUGGCGAGAUUAUUCCGACGGAGGACAUUUUGACGGUGAUCGCUAAGCUGUUGGAAGUUGAAGCUGAGAGGGAAGAAGGAUCCUUUCCUGACAGGUUAUCGGUGAUUGGUGCAUCUCUGGGCUCGUGUCUCUUGGCCUUGUACUCCGCGGCCAGUCCUUGGAUGAUCGAAUUCUCUGCACAGAGCAUCGUGAAGACGAUCCCACACGUUGCGACGACUACAAGCAGCAUGGAACUGAAGGUUGCACUUUGUGAAGCUUACCUGACAAUUCUGAGACUGUGCCCACAGUAUGCUGAGUGUCUUCCCCUCUUCUUUCCUCUCCUUGGAGUGCCGGGUGUCGGUUCGAUCCUGAGUAAGUGCAUCCAGGCAGUAGUGGAGCUCUUGCCUCUUCACAAGAUGCCAUGGCAGUCGCGAUAUCGCGACUCGGAUACUGUGGAGAGGCAGCCCGGUGGGGAAGGGGAUGGGAUCGCCAUGGAGAAUGCUGUUGUAGGUGGACCUGUGGCAAUUGGAGUUGAAGACGAUCCGCGUGGUUUACGUGUCAAGCGUCGAAAGAUUCAAGUGUCGCCCGAAGAGUGGGAAAGAUGGGCCAGUACCUCCUCAUUAUUGCCAGUGGGAGAAGGCAUGCAUGCCGGGAUCGAUUCCACGAGGAGACUUUUUGAAUUGAUUGUGCUCGAGAUCGAAUCCCUAGACCCCGAUGUAUGCAUCCAAGGAGCUCAAAGUGGAGGUGACGACAGAUCAGAGGAGAGUGCAAAGGAGGUCAGCUGGCAAAUGCAGAAGGCCCUGUCUAUGCUGUGCAUCUGGGUGAGGGUCUUUGCACGAUCGACAAGGACCAUGUGCCAUGCACUUGUGAUUGAGAAGAUCUGUGCUUGGAUAAGGUGGGCAGUAACUAAGAUGAAUGACAGCAGGAUCAUCACUUCGUCUCACAUGGCGCUCUUAAUGGAAGUGCUGGACAGAUUCCUUAUAUUGGAUGGGGGUGGCGGUGGCAGUAAUGCCGUUGGCAGCCGGGAGAAUAAUGGCGCUUCACCCACUGGGAGCUGCCCGAAUAAGGAAAACAGUAGCAGGUCGCAAUACGACUCGCAGUUAUGGGACUUCGAGGCGGUGAUGAAAUUGCUUCCAUAUCCCUGGAGGUGCAAAGACACACGCACAAAAGGUUCUUCCGACUCAUCAGACGUUGAUCUCAAUGAUCAUCCUAUGGCGGAGAAAGAGCUGGAAGCAGCAGAAGAUACGACAGAGCAUGCGGCAGACAGCCAGAAGCCAAUGCCACCGGAAUGCAUGUUGAAGAUGAAAAUAUGCGCAAUUAGCAUUGCAGCUGUCAUCGAGCGAUUCAGUUGCGAAGCAAAGGGCGAAGAGAUUCUCCUGCUCGCUCUGCAGGAUGAUAGUCCUCAGGUUCAGUCGCGUGCGAUCUUCUUGGCUCCUGAAUUUUCCUGGAAGUGGGAUUUUGAAAAGGCGCUUGGCUAUGCUGCGAAGAUAAGGGAUCUAGCGCCACGUGAUGACCUGGUUUGUGAGGCGGUCACUCACUUUGUGGGGGUUAUGGCUUGCAUCUCAUCCCUUCCUGGAGUGAUAAUGACACCGGGAGAGAGAAAAGGGGAAGGAGGAGUGAGCUUCAAAGUGAUGCCAGAAGCAUUGGUUUGCCCUUCUUGCGAUGGGCAGGGAUCGGUGGACGGCGGAGGAUGCAAUAGAGGAGAGAGUGGAGACAGGAAAGGGUGUAAGGUGUCGCGCAUCCCACUGUCCACAUGGAAGCCUUUGAUUCAACAUAUGCUCCUUGAGAAGAGAUCCCCACGGGUUCUGGUUGCAUUCUUGUCGAGCCUGGCGCGGAUGCUGAAGCAUGCGGAUAAACGAGAAGUAGAAGCCAUGAGGGAAGACCUCUUGAAGACCGUAGAUUCCGCUCUGCUGCAUCCUGUGCCGUCUGUGAGAUCCUCACUGUGCUCCAUCAUGAGUGUGUUCUUGGAGAAAGACAUUCUCGAAGGCUUGUUUGUGAGGACAGGAAUGCCGGAGGACGGUGACAGGGAGAGAGUGCAACGGGAGGAGGAUGAAAUGCCAGAGCUGCAACUGCUAGGGAAACUACAGCAUGCGCUGUCCCGUACUGAAGAUGCUGCAGUUAAGGAGACAGUCCUGGCAUCAGUCGCAGAGUUAGCGAUCACCGCCCUGGGGCCUGAUGGUGGAGAACUUGUAGGGGGAGAGGGGAGACGGGGUGAAUGUGGAGGUGGCGGGAGUCCUGUAGGAAGUGCAGAUCAGUCAAAACGGCUGGUCUUCUUUUCGAUUGUCCUGCUCAUCGAGCAGCUGGAUAGUGAAGACGCUCAGCUACGAAUAGCAGCCGUGACUAUGAUUCAGCGAAUUGCAGUGCACGGGUGGGAGAUUAUGGAUGAGGACAAGCAAUAUCAGGUGGAGAUGGGAGAGGGAGGCAAGGAGAGAGCAAGUGUGAGGAGGUUGAUUGAGACUUACAAAGAGGAGUUAUUCGACUACCUGACGUCACGAAUGGUAAGGAGAUCCGCCAUGGUCGCUGAGUUUGUGGAGUCAGUGGCGGGCAUGAGGCUUGUGGAUAUGCUGCGUGAGAUGGUGCCUGUCGUUCUACCUCGACUCGUCCUCGAGCAACAGAAAAAUCCAGGUGUGUUGGAGGCGCUGCAGGAAAUAGCCAGACAGCUAGGCAUGGGUCUACCCGAACUGCUGCUGGAGUGGUGCCAUUGCGUUCUCUCCGUGUUGCUGCUGCGGGCAAAUGGGAGUGAGCUGGAGUCUGCCCUUCAGUUCUAUGAGGCACAGACUGAGACAGAUGCACAUGACAUCUUCAAGGCAGUUCUUCCAGCUCUACUUGAUGAGCUUAUACGCUUCCUAGGGGAUGAUGAGACGGAAGAGGGACAGAGGAGAUCAGCUCGUGUGGCACCCAUGAUCAAGGAGGUUGCAAGCAUUGUGGCUGGAUCAGAUAAUCUGCCUGACUUUCUCCGAACGUAUUUCGUUGGCCUUCUGAACACGAUUGAUCGGAAGCUUCUCCGGUUAGGCGACUCCUCAGCUCAGCGUCAGGCCCUGCGUUGCAUCGAACGGCUGAUUGAACUCAUUGGUCCCCACCUGAGCUCGUUCGUUCCAAAGAUCAUGGCGCUUCUGACGUGGGCUUUGCAGGAAUCAGCACUCCGGCCGCAGGGGCUUGCCGUGUGGCUCUCCUUUGUGCGCACGUUGGGAAGAGUUGCACCAGCAAACCUGAAGUCGGUCGCUUGUCAGAUCGUUGUGGCUGUUCUUCCUUGUCUGGAAGGAGAAGAGGACGAAGAUGGUGGCGAUUGCCCUCGCCGCUCGGGGAUUGUUUUGUUACGCCGCAAGCGGAAGCUCGGCGAUGAGGAGGGCAACGCUUCAGAGUACCCAGGCUGUCCAAAGACUCCAAACGGGCAUCAAGGUAAUGAAAAGAAUCCAUAUCUGGACGCCACUGUCAAUAUCCUCAAGGAGUUGGUUGUCACACACAAAGACGCAUUAGAAGAACAGCUUCAGGAGCUCCCAAUGCUGCCAACAAUUCCUGCUCUGAAGGGGGUGAACGCAGUCUUGGAGGAGGCUCGCGGGGAAAUGACCCUGAGAGAGCAACUGAAGCGUGCUACCGAGGGGCUGAAGCACGAAAGCUUGAGCGUCAGAUACAUGGCAGCUGGAGAGCUGAAAAAGCUUAUGAGUAAGAAACGGGAGGAGAUCAACACGAUGGUGAUGGGCGAGGACAGCGGUGCGGAAGCGAAAGUGGUAAGCGAACUGGUUGCGGCUCUGCUGCGGGGAUGUGGUGCGGAAGCGCGCACUGCCAUUAGCCAACAAGUGAAGAUGCUGUGCACAGAAUGCUUAGGGGAGAUGGGAGCCAUCGAUCCAUCAAGGUUGUCCGUGGAGCUACGCCGCGUGUGCAGGAUUGAUCGGACAAACGAGGACUUCAUGUUUGAGUUGAUCAACGAGCAUCUGGCGAAAGUGCUGCGAGCGGCACAGGACACAGACGUUCAGGAUGCUGCAGCUUUGGCUAUCCAAGAGUUGCUGAAGAUAGGUGGUUGCAGAUCUGCGGCAGUAAUUGCGGGAAGUGCCACUCGAGGAGCGCCUGGGGUUGCCGAUGCAGGUGGGGCCGGCGGACAGCUGGGGUGGAGGCUGUGGAGUCGGUUUCCUGAGGACGUGAAGGAGAUCAUUGCGCCCUGCUUGACCUCCAAGUAUGUCUUGGUAAAGAAUCCAGGCCCUCCAAUGGCGACAGGACCAAUUUACCGCCCUGGGAUGUCCUUUCGACGAUGGAUAUAUCUCUGGAUCCAACGGCUCAUAGCACAGUCUGUUGGUGCAAGGUCAGCAAUCUUCAACGCAUGUCGUGGUGUGGUACGUCACGAUGUCGGCACUGGUUUGUAUCUUUUGCCUUAUCUUGUCCUGAAUGUGACCUGCAAAGGGGAGGAAGAGUCCCGCACGGCUGUGAGAGAAGAAAUUCUUGCUGUUUUGGCAGAACGCUCUGGCGAGAAACAAGGUGGCAGCGAGGACGCACAAGCUGUGGAUGCAAAAGGGGGACAUGGUACAUUGGGACUUGCUCCUGGCAACAAUCAUGGCUAUGGGGGGGUCAACAUUGGUGCUAACAUGGGCCCAAGUGAAGUAAGCACUCAGGCAGUUUUUGCCCUCCUUGAUUUGCUGGGGCAAUGGCUGGACGAAUGCAAGCAACCGGCGGCCACAGCAAAGAAGCAAGGUCCCGAUGGCGACGAAGAUGCUGCGGCGAUUGUGGUCCAGUCCACUCAUGUGACCCAGCUUUUGGAUGCAAUCCCCAAGGAAGCACUAGCAAGAGCGUCCUUCCGCUGCCAGGCGUAUGCAAGGGCUCUCUUGUACUUUGAAUCACAUGUAAUGGACAAGUCGGGCGCAUUGAAUCCCUCUUCUGCACAGGGGACGACAGGUCAUCAUGGUGUGUUUGCCGACGAGGACGUCUCCCUGUUGUUAGAAAUCUACAGUGGGUUGGAUGAGCAUGAUGGACUCUCGGGCGUGGCAAAGCUUCGCCGAUCGUCAAGCCUGCAGGAUCAGAUGCUGAUAAAUGAGAAGUCCGGUAACUGGGUGGAAGCCCUGACCUGCUACGAGCAGGCACUGCAGGCGGACCCCGGGAACAUAAUGCAGUGUAUGGGAAUGCUGAACUGUCUGCUCAACAUGGGGCACCUGCAGGCGAUGGUGACGCUCGUUGACGGCUUGAUAGCGCGCGUUCGACAGGUGCGCAAGGAAUGGUGUACGAGGGGAGUUCAGGCAGCGUGGAGGCUAGGAAAUUGGGAUCUCCUGUCAGAGUAUCUGGACGGUGCGUCAGGGGAGCAUCAGAGGGAGGGAAGUGGGAGUGGGGGAAGCAGCGGUAGCAGUGGGGAUUGCCAUUACUUGGGCGGCGAUGCAGCGUUCGAUAUGGACCUGGCGAAGACCUUGCAGGCAUUGCAGAGACGAGACCGCGGUGCAUUCACUUCACACCUUACCCAUGCCCGACAGGGAUUGUUGCCCCCUCUGGCAGCUGCUAGCAUGGAAUCGUAUGUGCGGGCAUAUCCGUUGAUCGUCAAACUCCACAUGCUCCGUGAAGUCGAAGACGGCUUCAUGUCCUUGACUGCUGAGGAAGGCCAUGAGAGCUCUGCCAAGGAGGGUGGCAAGGAGGUUGAGGCGGUUGUAGAUGUCGAGCGCUGGUUGCAAGACUGGGAGAAUCGGUUGAAGAUAACGCAACCCUCGCUGUGGACCCGUGAGCCGAUACUGGCCCUCCGAAGGCUGAUAUACAGGAUGAACGGGAUGCGUGCAGAAGAGGGUACAUGCUGGCUGCAGUACGCGAAAAUGUGUAGGAAGGUGGGCCACUAUGAGACGGCGACACGGGCGAUUCUUGAAGCGAGAUCUUACGGAGCACCGAAUGCACACCUGGAAAUGGCGAAGCUGUACUGGGACACCAAGCAAUGUCAUCGCGCCAUCGCGGAGCUCCAGGAGGCGCUCCUGAAAGCACCCCCUGGAAUGUUAGGUGCGGCAGCAGGUGCCGCGCUGGGUGGUCUGGUCCAUCAGGGUGGGACUCCUGGGACAGCAGCAGAACCGGGCGCGGUUCCGAAGGCGGGGGCGGGGGAAGGAGCAGCGGCACUUGCGACGCCAACACAAGUGCGGAGGGAUCAGGCGGUGGAUGUGGCACGGACAGUUUUAUUGCUUUCGAGGUGGUUUCAUCAGACGGGUCAGAAGCAGAAACAAGAUGUGAUUCCACUUUAUAACCUUCUCAGAGAGAUGCGACCUCAGUGGGAGAAGUUGUAUUUCUUUCUUGCAAAGUAUUACGACGAUUUGUUCGUUGAUGCUCGGCGGCGACAAGCAGGGAAGGAAGGGGGUGGUUGUGGCAGUGGCGUGGCGAUUCUGCGAGCCAUGCAGGACCGGGAAACGAAUGCCCAUGCUCAUGUCAUUGCCGAUGACCGACCGUACGUUGUGUAUAUUCCAGAAGCCAUGCUCCACUACGCCAAGUCGCUGCACCGCGGGCACAAGUACUUGCAUCAGUCCAUGCCACGUCUUCUGACACUCUGGUUCGACUUCGGGAGUUCGUUUCCCGUGAAGUCGGUUUCCGUGACAAAGGUUCUUCACAGCGCUCAUAACAAGAUUUGUGCGAUAAUCCGAGGGUGCAUCAAGGAUCUUCCAUCCUAUCAGUGGCUCACGGCGUUCCCUCAGUUGGUUUCGAGAAUCUGUCAUCGCAAUGAGGAGGUCGUCAAGCACCUGAAGGAGAUCAUCAAGCUUGUCAUCCAGCUGUACCCGCAGCAGGCGCUAUGGACAAUGGCCGCGGUGUCGAAGUCGGGCGUUGCGGCCCGUCGAGAAGUGGCUGCGGAGAUCAUCACCGCUUCACGGCUUAAACUUCAGACGGAGAGGGAUAAGGUUCUGUUCAAUCAAUUUGAAGCACUGAUCGAGCAGUUGAUUCGCCUUUGCUUUUACGGCGGCCAGCCGCGAUCCCGACAGAUCACAAUCUCUCAAGACUUCGCAUAUCUGAAGCGGAUGAUGCCUGUCGGUGUGAUAAUGCCUGUGCAAAGGGCUCUGACUGUAACGCUGCCGGUGGAUGGCCGCACAGACCAUAACCAUGAUCCGUUUGCUGCUGGGGACUACGCGACGAUUGCCGGAAUCGUCGAUGAGGUUGAGGUGCUAGCAUCCCUCCAACGUCCGAAGAAGGUGGUGCUGUUGGGAAGCGAUGGGAGAGAGUAUCCUUUUUUGUGCAAGCCGAAAGACGAUCUCCGCAAGGAUGCGCGGAUGAUGGAGUUCACGAUGAUGAUCAAUCGGUUGCUGUUGAAGGACUCGAGCAGUCGACGGCGCCAUCUGUACAUCCGGACGUUCUCGGUGGUCCCGCUGACCGAGGACUGCGGGUUAGUCGAAUGGGUGCCGCAUACGCGAGGCCUUCGGCAUAUUCUCCAAGACGUCUAUGCGGGUUCGGGUCACUUCGAUCGACAGCGCACAAAUCCUCUCAUCAAGAAGAUCUACGAUCAAUGCCACGGCAAGAUGACCGAAGCGGAGAUGCUGACCACAAAGGUGUUGCCGUUGUUUCCUCCAAUGUUUCACAAAUGGUUUCUGAACACAUUUACUGAGCCUGCGGCAUGGUUCCGAGCGCGGUUGGCGUACGCACACACAUGUGCCGUGUGGUCCAUGGUUGGGCACAUGGUUGGCCUCGGCGAUCGCCAUGGAGAGAACAUCUUGUUCGACAGCACAACGGGUGAUUGCGUUCAUGUCGAUUUCAGUUGUCUCUUCGAUAAGGGCCUUCAGCUAGAGAAGCCAGAAAUGGUUCCGUUUCGCCUGACCCAGAACAUGGUGGACGGGCUAGGGGUCACUGGGUACGAAGGUGUUUUUGUCCGCGUGUGCGAAAUCACGCUGUCUGUUCUGCGAUCAUACAAGGAGACGUUGAUGAGCGUUCUGGAAACGUUCAUCCAUGACCCACUUGUGGAAUGGACCAAGGUACACAAGUCCAGCGUGAAGGAGGUUGAGAAUCCGCAAGCACAGAAGGCGAUCGGCAAUAUCGCAGCGCGGCUGCAAGGUGCCAUUGUAGGCGUCGGCGCGGCGCCAUCCUUGCCUUUAUCCGUGGAAGGACAGGCCCAUCGACUGAUCGCUGAAGCGGUGUCUCAUCAGAACCUGGGGAAGAUGUACAUAUGGUGGAUGCCUUGGUUUUGACUGCACACACACCCACACCCACCCACACCCACACACACACACACACACACACACACACACACACACACACACACACACACGCACACACACANUGCGUUCGGCCCGAACGGCUGAACGCAUCCCCAAGGGAUCCCAUACGUUCGAGCGUUCGGGUUCGGGCAUUCGGCCCGUCCCGAACGCCGGUUACCCUGUGUAUAUGUAUAUAUAUAUAUAUAUUUGGCCCGGCUGGGCAAGUGGUCCCGGGCUACUCUGGUAGCCCAUAGAUUUGCCAUAUUGAAGGAAAAUAAUGGGGAAAUAAAAAACAGCAAUGACGAAAUUCAUCUGCAUCGAAAUGGGAUAGAAACAAUCAAUGACAUUAAGCCAC